Messenger RNA from Punica granatum (pomegranate), 1421 nucleotides. Lineage: Eukaryota; Viridiplantae; Streptophyta; Magnoliopsida; Myrtales; Lythraceae. The record is from RefSeq and is a predicted model, not a curated record.
GAACUGCUCCCAUGCCCCCCAUUUAUUACAAAAUCACACUCUCUCUCUCUCUCUCUCUCUCUCUACCCAUCAACCCCAUUUUCUUCCACUGUUCUCAGAAGAAGAAAGCUCAGCUCUCUUAUCAUCUGGAGAUCGCUCCGAUCAUUUCACCUUCCAUUUGAUUCCAUGCUGAGACACUGAAGCGUGAUUUCUUCAUCUGGCGGAGGAUCGAGCCAGCUGCUGCAGAGUUUCAGGUUUAAGUUGAUUGACUGACACAUUAUCAUAGUGGGAUCUGUUUCGGCUUGACGAAAUGCUGGGAGGGAACAAAGUUAAUCCCAUGCUUCCGUUUUUGGCCGAUGAUAAUCGAUACCAGUAUCAGAACAAUGCAUCAAAUCAGCUGCAGCUAUUUGAAAGUGUUCCUGCCACAUGUAGCGUCAACCCCGUACAUUACGUAUCAAAGGACAAUAUCAUGUCCAUGCUUCAGGCGAGUAAACAAGGCAGAGAAGUGGACGAGGCCUCACAACAGCAAAAGCUCCAAUUUUCCCUAAAUCACAACCUCCGGGACGAGUUCGAUCGUGCAGCAGCUAUUCCUCCUCCAAAUCCUGUAUCUACAGGACUAAGGCUAUCUUACGAUGAUGAUGAGCAUAAUUCUUCCAUCACUUCUGCUAGUGGAAGCAUGACAGCAACUCCAUCCAUCAUUAUGUCCAUUGAUGAACGUAUAAGGACUGAGCUUGAUCGCCAAAACGAAGAAUUCAAUCGGUUCAUGAGACUUCAGGAAGAGUACCUUAUGAAGGGAGUAAGAGACAUAAAGGAGAGGCACAUAGCUUCUUUCCUAUCUGCCAUAGAGAGAGAAGUCAACAAGAAGCUACAUGAAAAAGACAUGGAGAUAGAGAACAUGAAUCGGAGGAACCGAGAGCUCGGGGAGAGAAUAAAGCAGGUUGCCAUGGAAGUUCAAAACUGGCAAUACCGAGCUAAGUACAAUGAGUCAGUAGCUAAUGUCCUCAAGACCAAUCUUCAACAGGCGAUCUCGAUGGGAGCUGAUCAGGGAAAGGAAGGGUUUGGAGACAGUGAAGUUGAUGAUGCAGCUUCAUACAUCAACCUUCAUAACAACACCAUGAGCUCUGACCGAGGCUUCAAGGAACAUAUGGUCUGCAAAGCCUGCAAGCUUUAUGAGGUUUCCGUCCUGUUGAUGCCUUGCAGGCAUUUGUGCUUGUGUAAAAAUUGCGAUGGAUUAGUCAGCGUCUGCCCCGUGUGCCGAUUAAUGGUAACUGAUUGUGUCCCAGUGUACUUGUCCUGAGAUGUUAAAAGUAAAUUACAUCACUUCAAUGAUAAUUUAUGUAUACUCUUGCAAAUUGCUAGUAACUACUAGAAGAAGAAGAGACUUCAUGAUCCAUUGGUAUGUUGACCAAUAUAAGAGGCUAGUGAACCACCAUAUUAUCUUA